AUGCACUACUCUGCUGCUCUUGCGGCCGUCGUAGCCGUUGCCCCCAUGGUUAGUGGCCAUGGAACCGGCCUCCCUAACAUUGUCGGACUAGAUCCGAAGGACACCAGGGCUCGCGACUUGCUUUCUGGUAUCGGAGCACGAUUCACUGGCGUCAACGAGAUUGCCAGUGCCAAGAACAAGGUCAAGACACAAAUUGUCCGCCGCCAGGAUGACCGCCAGUGUGGAGCUGGCAUUGGCAACUGCCCUGCUGGCCAGUGCUGCUCAGAAGCCGGCUACUGUGGAAAUGAUUCCGACUACUGCUUCUCUCCCGGCUGUGACUACAAGCAUGGCCCGGCUUGUCCAGAGAAUGUGACACCAGCCGGUACCAGCACCGCCUCAAUUGCCCGUACCAAGCCAGGAAAUGUCGAAUAUGGCGGCAACGGUAUCUACAGCUGUACCAAACCAGGAACCGUUGCUCUCACCUACGAUGACGGCCCCCAGAAGGUUUUCACUAGCCACAUUCUUGAUGUCAUGGCUUCCUACAACGCCAAAGCUACCUUCUUCAUCACUGGUAACAACAUCGGCAAGGGCCAAAUCGACAUCACUCCUGAAUUCACCCAAGUCAUCAAGCGUAUGGACUCUGAAGGCCACCAGCUUGCUUCGCACACCUGGACUCAUUUGGACCUGAGCGCCAUCUCCUCGCAGGAUCGCCACGACCAGAUGAUUAAGAACGAGAUGGCUCUGCGUAACAUCGUUGGCAAAAUCCCCACCUACAUGCGUCCUCCCUACUCCAGCUGCACUGCCGAGUCUGGCUGUGAGAAGGACAUGGCUGACCUUGGCUACCACGUCACCUACUUCGACGUGGACACUGAUGACUACGAGCACGAUGACCCUACUCUGAUUCAGUACUCCAAGGACGUUUUCAAGGGCAAUGUUUCCUCGGGUAAAGCCGCCAGCGCCCAGUGGCUCGAGAUUGGCCACGAUAUCCACGAGCAGACUGCCAUGAACCUGACCGAGUACAUGCUCUCCACUCUUACCCAGCUCGGCUACAAAGCCGUCACUGUCGGUGAAUGCCUUGGUGACCCUGCCGAGAACUGGUACCGCAAGGCUGGUGGUGCUAGCACCGGUGGUUCCACUGGAGGCGCAAAGCCUACUUCUGCUGCCCCUACUCCCACCGGAACCGGCAAGGUGUCCACUGAUGCUACCUGCGGUGGUACCAAAGGAUUCACCUGCACAGGAUCUGCUUUCGGCAAUUGCUGCAGCUCUGCAGGCUGGUGCGGUAGCACCAACGACUACUGCGGCACUGGCUGCCAGACUGGCUUCGGUACCUGCGGUACCGGUACCGGCUCAACCACCAUGAGCACUGCUGCGCCCAAGCCCAAGCCCACCACCGGCACUGCUAAGGCUUCCACCGACGGAACCUGUGGUGGAACCUCGGGCUUCACUUGCAUUGGUUCGGCAUUUGGAAACUGCUGCUCGCAGUACGGAUGGUGUGGAAGCUCCGCUGAUCACUGCGGCACCGGAUGCAAUGCUGCCUUUGGAAAGUGUCCUUAA
This is a messenger RNA of Bipolaris zeicola 26-R-13, 1533 nucleotides long. RefSeq names its product carbohydrate esterase family 4 protein. The record is from RefSeq and is a predicted model, not a curated record. Gene Ontology annotation, biological process: carbohydrate metabolic process. The transcript is spliced from 4 exons. Lineage: Eukaryota; Fungi; Ascomycota; Dothideomycetes; Pleosporales; Pleosporaceae. Bases 1 to 1533 code for a protein of 510 amino acids. Gene Ontology annotation, molecular function: chitin binding; hydrolase activity, acting on carbon-nitrogen (but not peptide) bonds.